Messenger RNA from Rosa rugosa (rugosa rose), 5740 nucleotides. Its product is annotated as protein transport protein SEC16B homolog. Gene Ontology annotation, cellular component: ER to Golgi transport vesicle membrane; endoplasmic reticulum exit site. The record is from RefSeq and is a predicted model, not a curated record. Lineage: Eukaryota; Viridiplantae; Streptophyta; Magnoliopsida; Rosales; Rosaceae. Gene Ontology annotation, biological process: autophagy; Golgi organization; COPII vesicle coat assembly. The transcript is spliced from 14 exons. The coding region runs from base 293 to 5359 and encodes 1688 amino acids.
GCCUGGAACUCGAUAAAACACAUGCAAACUUUCGCGGCUGGGUGAUGACGCGGUGCGCCAAGGUUUAUAUGUACUCUGCUGCUGCUGCUGUAAAAAAAAGAUCCAAGCUUUCUGAUUCUCUCUCUCUCUCUCAAAUUACUAGGGUUUAACAGUGAAUUUAGGUUUCGGAUUAUUGAAUGGUAGUGGUUGAUUGUUUGAGUGUUUGUGGGGAGUAACUGAAAUUUUGUGGGCGGAAUCGAAUUGGGGAUUGGGGGUUUGAUUGAGGAGUGGGGUUGAUUUUGGAGGGUGUUAGAUGGCCAGUUCUGCGUUUGAGUUGGAGGAUCAGACGGAUGAGGAUUUCUUUGACAAAUUGAUCGAUGAUGAUGACAUUGAUUUUUCUGGGUAUGCAAAUAGUUCUGUAGGAAAAGUUGAACUUGAUGUGGUUAAAGAUGUUUCGAAAUUGAGUAUUUCGGAUGUAGGUACCGGUGGGAAAACUAGUUCUCAGGUUAAUGGUGAGUUGGGUCAGAAGGAUGGGGUUGUGUUGGAGCCGUCGGAUCUGCAGGAGGAGUCUUUGACUGGUAGAGAGAGUGAGUCUGGUGCAUUGGUGGCCAAAGGGGAGGAAGGUGUGGUGGAUGAUACAGUGAGUUCGAGUGUUGUAUCAGUUGAUGGUGGAUUGGGUCGCGGGGAUGGGGUUAAUGGUCAAUUGGGGCACGGCGAUGGGGCUGUGUUAGCUUCGUUGGAUCGACACCAGGAUCCUAUGGUCGGUGAAGCGAGCAAGUCAUCAGUACCGGAAAAUAGAGAUGAGGCAGUGGAGGAUAAAGCUAGUAAUGAGGGUGGUGAAUUGGAGGGUAAAGGGGAGGACAGUUCUGUAGAUAAUACAGUCGGAAAGAGUGUGGUGUCAGAGGGAACAGGUGUUAAAGUAGUUCAAUGGAGUUCGUUUAACUCAGAUCCUUCUGGUGGUAGUGGAUUUGGGUCAUACUCAAAUUUUUUUAGUGAAGUUGGAGAUAACUCGGAAGACCCAUUUGCGAAUUUGGGUAACACAGACCAAUCUGGGGUCAAAUCUAUUGUGUCUAAUGGUGUUCUGGAAAGCUCAGUUUCUGCUUUCGGUAAUUCUAGCUAUGUGCAGCAUCAAGAAGACCCAUUUGCAAAUUUGGGUAAUACAGUCCAAUUUGGGGCUGAAUCCGUUGUGACUAAUGGUGUUCUGGAAAAUGCUGUUUCUGGUUUUGAUACUUUUAGCUAUGGGCAGCAACAAGAAGACCCAUUUGCAGAUUUGGGUAAUGCAGACCAAUUUGGGGCCGAAUCUGCUGUGAGUAAUGUUGUUCUGGAAAACUCGGGUUCUGGUUUGGGUGCUUCUAUCUAUGGGAAGCAUCAACAAGAUCCAUUUGCGAAUUUGGGUAAUACAGACCAGUCUGGGGCUGAAUCUAAUGUGAGUAAUGGUGUUCUGGAGAACUCAGUUUCUGGUUUGGGUACUUCUAGCUAUGGGCAGCAUCAAGAAGGUCAGUUCUAUGGGGCUCCUGAAAAUCAAAACUUAGACGGGCAAGAAUUAAAUAGUAAUCAGAAUUGGGAAAAUCUUUAUCCCGGAUGGAGGUACGAUCCAAAUACUGAGCAGUGGUAUCCAUUGGAGGGUUAUGAUGUGAAUUCAAACACAAAUGCAGAGGUGAACAAUAAUGCAAAUGCUCAGGAGAGUUUUAAUGUAAAUUCUCAGUCUGCAGAUACUGAAGUUUUUUCAGCCCAGAAAGCAGAUGCUCCUUAUCUGCAACAAGCAGUGCAGGCUGUAUCUCAAAGCGUGGUUGAGGCAUCUGAAACUAGCACAGUUUCUAACUGGAACCAGCAUUCUUAUGGGAACACAGAAUACCCUGCACAUAUGGUUUUUGAUCCCCAGUACCCCGGUUGGUACUAUGACACAAAUAUCCAAGAAUGGAGGCAGUUGGAACCUUCUGUAGCUACAAUCUACUAUGAUCAGCAAAAUACGAGUACGUGGCAUGCUGGGAAUGUUGCCAAGAGUGAAACUAUUGGUUUUACUGAGAAACAGGAACAGAGACAGUUGCAGCCUUUCACUCCAUCUUUUGAUCAGUCAACAGCAAGUAUGGUUCAUAGUCAGCAAUAUAACAAUACAAAUGUUGACAACCAUGGAUCACAGAGUCCAAUCAUUCAACAAAGUGUUUUAAACUGGGAUGGAUCUAUGACCGCCUAUGAUCAGCAAAAUACAAGUUUGUGGCAUGCUCAGAAAGUUGCCAAGAGUGAUACUGUUGGUUUUACUGAGAAACAGCCAUACAUGGACCGGCAAUUUUCAACUGAGCAUGCAUUUAAUUCUGUGAAUCAACAAACAGGGUUCAAUCCUUCAGGAUCAAUUGCUCUUCAUCAAGACCCAAGUCAGGGCAAUGAUAUUAGUAGUGCGAUUGGUGGCUUUGAAAGGUUUAAUUAUGCUAACUUUUCUCAGCCUCAGGAUCAAGCCAAGGAGCCAAACCAAGUGAUGCAUUUCUCACCUGCUAACUUUGGUAGUCAGAAGCAAGUACAAUUUUUCCAGCAGCCACUCCAGACUGGAACUCAGUUUUCACACGAGGCCAGAGAGGGGAGGUCAUCUGCUGGACGACCUGCACAUGCUCUGGUUACUUUUGGAUUUGGUGGGAAACUUAUAGUAAUGAAAAAUAAUAGUUCUUUUCAUGCAAACCAGACAUAUGGAAGCCAGGGCUCUGUAGAAGGUGUCAUUAAUGUUCUCAAUCUGAUGGAUGUUGUCACGGAGAAAAGUGACGCUGCAAACUUUGGAACUGAUGGUUGUGAUUAUUUCAGUGCCUUGUGCCAGCAAUCUUUUCCUGGACCUUUAGUUGGUGGGAAUGUCGGAAAUAAGGAAUUAAACAAAUGGAUUGAUGACAAAAUUGCAAAUUGUGAAACUUCUCACUUGGAUUUCAAGAAAGGGGACCAUUUGAGAUUGCUUUUCUCUUUACUAAAAAUAUCUUGGCAAUUUUAUGGAAAACUUCGAUCUCCCUUUGGUACUGAUCAAAGAUUGAAGGACAUUGAUAAUCCAGAAUCAGCUCUUGCUAAACUUUUUGCAUCUGCUAAAAGAAGUAACGAGUAUGGUGCUCUUACGCGGUGCAUGCAUAACUUGCCUUCUGAAGCACAAAUUCAGGCUACUGCUCUUGAGGUACAAAAGCUUCUUGUCUCUGGUAGGAAGCAUGAGGCUUUACAAUGCGCACAAGAAGGUCAAUUGUGGGGACCAGCACUUGUUAUUGCAUCGCAACUUGGUGAUCAGUUUUAUUGUGAUACUGUGCAGCAUAUGGCUGUAAACCAGUUAAUAGCAGGAUCACCAUUGCGGACGUUGUGCUUGUUAAUCGCCAGGCAGCCAGCAGAUGUGUUUUCCGAUGCUACUACAAAUAGCAGUUUUCCUAGUGUCACAAAUUUAUCACAACGGCACGAACAGGUUGGAGCUAAUUACAUGUUAGAUGACUGGGAAGAGAAUCUAGCCAUCUUAACUGCAAAUAGAACAAAAGAUGAUGAGCUUGUUAUCAUCCAUCUUGGAGAUUCCUUAUGGAAGGAUAGGGGACAGAUAACUGCUGCACACAUAUGUUAUUUAGUUGCAGAAGCCAACCUUGAGCAAUAUUCGAACAGUUCAAGACUGUGUCUUAUCGGUGCUGAUCAUUGGAAGUUUCCACGAACAUACGCCAGUCCAGAGGCUAUUCAGAGGACAGAGCUGUAUGAAUACUCAAAGGUUGUUGGAAAUCCUCAGUUUCUUCUACUACCUUUUCAGCCAUAUAAGCUUAUUUAUGCCCACAUGCUGGCUGAAGUAGGAAAACUUGCUGAUGCUUUGAAAUAUUGUCAAGCAAUUUUGAAGUCUUUGAAAACUGCUCGAGCACCUGAGGUGGACACAUGGAGAGAGUUGGUGUCAUCUCUGGAGGAGCGGAUAAGAGCCCACCAGCAGGGUGGUUAUAGCAUAAAUUUGGCUCCAACCAAGUUGAUGGGUAAAUUGCGUACAUUCAUUGAUAGUACUGCUCAUCGUGUUGUUGGGGGGCUACCUCCACCUAUACCAUCAACAGCACCAGGCUUUCCUCAACUUAAUGAACAUGCUCAUCAACUACCUCCACCUAUACCAUCAACAGCACCAGGCUUCCCUCUGCUUAAUGAACAUGCUCAUCAACUACCUCCACCUAUACCAUCAACAGCACCAGGCUUCCCUCUGCUUAAUGAACAUGCUCAUCAACUACCUCCACCUAUACCAUCAACAGCACCAGGCUUUGCUCAGCUUAAUGAACAUGCUCAUCAACCAGGAAAUCCAUAUGUACCCAACAGUCAAUCGACAAUGGUUAUGUCUUCAUUAAUGCCUUCAGCAUCAAUGGAGCCAAUAAGUGAAAGGACUUCUGAGAGCAACCAACUGAAUAUGCCUAACAGAAGCAUUUCAGAGCCAGACUUUGGGAAAAGCCCGAGUAAGGUCGAUUCAUCCAAGAAAGUGAACUCCUCUAAAACGCAACAAAAGCCAUCAGCAUCUAGUGGGUCACGUUUCAGUUUUGGGUCACAGAUAUUUCAAAAGACUCUAGGACUGGUCAUAAAAUCCCGGCCAGAUAAGCAGGCUAAAUUGGGUGAAGCAAAUAAAUUCUACUAUGAUGAGAAACUCAAGCGAUGGGUCGAAGAAGGUGCUGAACCUCCAGCCGAGGAAGCAGCCUUACCACCACCUCCGCCAACAACUGCAGCUAUCCAGAAUAGAAUGCAAGAUUACAACAUGAAUGAUGCACUGAAAACUACUAGUUUUCAUGCAGUUGGUGGGCCAGAAAUCAAAAGCCCAGCAUCUUCCGAGAAUUCAGGGGCACCACCCGUUCCACCCAGCUCAAACCAGUUCUCUGCACGUGGGCGUAUGGGUGUUCGCUCAAGGUAUGUUGAUACAUUCAACAAAGGCGGUGCGACCCCAGGAAACUUAUUUCAGCCACCAUCUCUUCCAGCUGCUAAACCAGGGGGUGGUUCCAAUCCCAAGUUUUUCAUCCCCUCUCCAGUAACUUCCUAUCAGGAAACAGUUCAAACAACUGAAGGAAGCACACAAGAAUCUUUUGUGACCAGUAACAAUCCUCCAAAAUCAGUAGACAUAUUCUCUACUCCGCCAACCUCAACGCCAUCGUCAAUGACCAUGCAACGGUUUCCUAGCAUGGAUAACAUUGUACAAAAGAGAGCAGGAGAAUUGGCAAAUGGCAGUAGCUUUGUUCCACCUGAAUCUCGUCGUGUGGCAUCAUGGAGUGGAAGUCUUAGUGAAGCAAGCAAUCCUUCAGUAAGGAGUGAAAUAAAACCAACAGCACUUGGUAUGUCCCCAUUGUCAUAUAUGCCUAGUUUUUCUCCAUCAAUGCAGUCUGAAAGAAGCAGUGGUAGUUUGGGGGAUGACCUUCAUGAAGUUGAACUAUAAGGUAUUAGGGACUAGUUCGUAAAUCUAUAGAGCGUUGCAUUCGACGAUGCAAUGGGGGAUGUCACUGAUAGGAUUCAGGUUUUGGUGAAGUCCCCGUAAUCCCAUUAGAGGAGUUUUACAUGUAUACCCAAAAACCAACAGUUAGUUUGAAUGACCAUGUUGCCAUUCAUGUACAGGCCAACAGAUUGCCCCGAGUAAAAAACAGAAGGGGCCCUGAAGGCUGUAAGCAAAGCAAGCAGCUUUUGUACCAACAUCUCCAGGGAAAAUUGCAAAUAUAAGAUGUACCAUUUCUCCCAUUUAAAGACCUCGUUCAGAAUUUUGUCACGGUGAAUUAUUGAAAAUUAGAGAAUAUUCUGUCCCAGGCAAAAGCCUUGGAGUGUU